Molecule: messenger RNA, 1684 nt
Organism: Manihot esculenta (cassava)
Lineage: Eukaryota; Viridiplantae; Streptophyta; Magnoliopsida; Malpighiales; Euphorbiaceae
Product: 50S ribosomal protein L1
Exons: 10
Coding region: 96-1352 (418 amino acids)
Source: RefSeq, a predicted model, not a curated record
UUUGCUCUUCUCACUCGUUGGUUAAACCUCAGAAGCCUAAACCCGGAAAAUUUUCUUCUCCAGUCUCCAUUUUUAGCUCUUAGCAGCCAGCAGCCAUGAAGAAGCUCACUCUCUCACCAGCUCUUCGCUAUUGCCUCCACAAACCCUCCUCUCCGAUCCACUUCUCUGCAUUUAGAUGGCUUUCUUCUGAUUCAAAAUCAAUUCCCAAUCAAGGCUCUGAAUCUGUGCCAAUCCAGCCAGUCUCUUACGCAGUAAAGCCUAAAGACAAAACUCCUUCAAAUGAAGACGAAACUCAUUCUCAGCAACAGGUGGCUGCCCAAUCACCACCAUCACAAGAACAGGAGCGACAGCAAUUUCCUACAAGAACCCAAGAAGCACCAAAUCAAGAAUCCCGGACGCGUUGGACUCGGGAGGACGUUCGAUACAUCAAAGAUGCGCCCUCAAUAUCUCCUGUAUCCUAUCCUAUACGCGUUGCUCCGCUACCGGAGGAUAAGGUUGGCGCUGAAGAAGAAGUUGCGCAGGCGGAUAUGGAUAGAGAGAGUAGGAAGAUUCAGGAGGAGAACCGGGGGAUUAGGAGGAUAUUUAGGGUUACAGAAGAGGAGGAGAAAGUGGUAGUGCCUUUCCCUAGAUUGAUCAUGCCUGAGAAGAAGGAAAAGAGACCACUUUUUGAUUUGAUGGAUGCUAUUAGGCAGGUCAAGACUAGUGCAAAGGCUAAUUUUGAUGAGACUAUUGAAGCACAUGUAAGAUUGGGCAUUGCUAAAUCUCGUUCUGAUAUGAUUGUUCGCGGCACUUUGACUCUGCCUCAUGGUGGUAAGAAGGCUAUCAGGAUAGCCGUCUUUGCUGAAGGAGCAGACGCAGAGGAAGCUAAAGCUGCAGGAGCUGAUGUUGUCGGUGGUCUUGAACUUAUUGAUGAAAUUGCUAGUGCUGACAAGAUUGAUGUUGACAAGUGUUUUGCAACCAUUAAAUUGUAUCCCCGUGUAGCAAAGCUAGCAAGGAUUCUUAAUCGUUAUGGACUUAUGCCAGAUUCUAAACAAGGAACUGUUGUUAGUGAUGUUUCUAGGGCUGUGAAAGAUGCAAAAAAGGAUCAAAUUAAGUUUAAAAUGGACAAAACAUCAAUUGUGCAUGUGGGACUUGGAAAGGUGAGUUUGACAGAGGAAUCUUUGCGUGAGAAUGUUGGUGCAUUUAUGAAUGCACUUUUACAAGCAAAACCUGCAGGCCUUAAGAAGACAUCCAAAUAUGCUGGAUAUGUGAACAGCUUCCAUAUAUGCAGUUCGAUGGGAGCAGGGUUCCCCGUUUCAAUACAGUCAUUAUCCAAGGCUGUAGAUCACUACAACAAAGCUCUCCUGAAAUAACGUGGUUGCAGCAAAAUUCCGGCAUUACUCUAUGUCUCUGUCUGUAUCUUUCCGGCAUUCAAAAACAGUUGGGGGCAGCUAGGAUUAGCAUGGGAGUCAUUUCAGUUUUGCACACAUUUUGUUCUUCCGGCUGUCAUCUGAGGUUUCGGUUGACAUCCAUCUUCUUGAGUACAAGCAGAUCCAACAGGCAUUGUUACUAUUUUUAUUAGCAUGAUUAUUAAAUACCUGUGUUCUGUAGAAUGUCAAUGCCAAGACGCUGCAAGAAUCCAAUUCUCUGUAAUUUGAGAAGUUUUCAUUUAAGAAAAAAAUAAAAUUCGUGCAUGAUUAUAUAA